This is a messenger RNA of Dermatophagoides farinae (American house dust mite), 738 nucleotides long. It is a transcript of the gene NC2beta, whose product is annotated as negative cofactor 2beta. Gene Ontology annotation, biological process: negative regulation of transcription by RNA polymerase II; RNA polymerase II preinitiation complex assembly. Lineage: Eukaryota; Metazoa; Arthropoda; Arachnida; Sarcoptiformes; Pyroglyphidae. Gene Ontology annotation, molecular function: RNA polymerase II general transcription initiation factor activity; protein heterodimerization activity; TBP-class protein binding. The record is from RefSeq and is a predicted model, not a curated record. Gene Ontology annotation, cellular component: negative cofactor 2 complex.
AUAAUAAAUAAAUACUGGAGAAAAAAAAAUAUCUAGAAAACGUCAUUCGUGUUUCGUGGAUUGACCGCUGUAUGGAUACCAUUCAUUUCAAUCGAAAACAUUGUUUCAUCGAGAAAAUAUCCAAACUUUGAUAUAUAAAAUUCACAUAAUAAUUGUGUUUGUUUACAAUUGUUUCAAAAAAAUUCUAUCCAAUAUUGCAAACUAUUUCGUCAAAUGGCCUCAAACGAUAAAGAUGAUGAUGAACUUACAAUACCGCGUGCGGCAAUCAAUAAAUUGAUCAAAGAGAUUGUACCAGAUAUUCGUGUGGCCAAUGAUUCUCGUGAAUUUAUUCUUCAAUGUUGUUCAGAAUUUAUACAUAAAAUAACAACAGAAGCAAAUUUAAUAUGUGAAAGUCAACAGAAAAAAACAAUGUCGGCUGAACAUGUUCUAUCAGCACUUGAUCGACUUGGUUUCUCCAAUUAUAAAUCCGAAGCCGAAUCUGUUAUGAAUGAUUGUAAAGGUAAAAGACGACGACAAUCAACACGUUUGGAACAUUUAGGCAUACCUGAAGAAGAACUACUUAGACAACAACAAGAAUUAUUCGCUAAAGCUAGACAAGAACAAGCAUUGAUUGAACAACAAGAAUGGUUACAAAUGCAAAACGCGGCCAUUGCUCAGCAUAGUUUAAAUGUUCCAAAUGAAGAUGAAGAAUAUGAAUCCUGAAUCAUCAUAAAUUAUAAUCAAUUAUAUCACCAUUAA